AUGAACGAUCCUCCACCGAUCCUCCGCCCCGUGAGGAUCCCCUCCGGAGGCCAGUCGCCUUCGAAACUACUGCGACCCUCCAAUGAUAUCCUUGUACACAUCUCUCCCGCUACUGUGGUGGAUGCGCUGGCAUCGCCUACGGGGCCACUGAAAGCCUGUUUAGAUGGCGCUUCCAACGCGGAGUGCGAGUUUGCUAUGCAGACGGCAAUUUCAUUCAAAAAGAUUUGGGAAUGGACCCGUGAGCUGAAGGAUUGGUAUUGGCCAAACCCGGCUGGGCCAGCGGGCUUUGAGGUCUCGAGCGCGAGGCGAAAACUAGACUGGUUGAAGAGGUCUGACUCGGAGCCUGCAGGCCAAGAAUACAUCGGAUGUGUCCGAACGGACGACAUCGUGCGAUAUGAGGAGAGAAUCGAGGUGAUUCAGUAUGAGCUCGAGGCUCUGUCCGUGGACGACCUAAAGAGUCACGUCAUGAACAACCACAUCAUGCCGCUAUCAAGGCCCACAACUCCAGCAUCUAUUCGUUCCGGGUUCUCAACAAUGUCGAGUUAUGUCAAGAUGGAAGAUCUCACCGCGGUGGUUACAGCUAUUGUGGUACAAACGCUUCCAAUUCUGGCCCGACUGAAUCAACUUCUUCGGCUCUGGACUAUCCGGCUCGCGGUUCUUCACAGAAUACCAGGGCUUUUGCUUGACUUGGAAGACGCUGAGGCCGCUUUAAGUUCAGGGUGGAAUGUCAUUUCGCCACCAUCAAACUCGCCUUUGGAGGGUGGUGGUAGCCCCACUGGUCCCAGCUUGACGCGAUCCGAUUUCAAUGUUAUGAAGGUCGUGGUAGAGAAGAAAAUCACAAAACCAGGUUCGACAUUAGAUUAUAUGUUGGAUCGUUUGGAGGGUAUGCCGGAUACCCUACCUGAAGAGUGGCUCGAUCGCAUGGAGGCCCUUGAGCAAGGAUACGGCGAUUGGGUCGUGGCUUGUGAGCGCAGGAUUCAAGAGAGUGAAUGGGGCCAUGUUGAGCGGCCAUCCAGUCAUCUGGUAGAAAAGGAAACACCAACUGCUCCGUUGGCUCCCACACUGCAUGCGUCUACCGGCGUCGAAAAUGUAGAAGUGGAUGAUGAUAGCGAUGAACUUUCCCAUCUGCAGCCCUCGGGUUCUUCGGAGUGGCUUGUGGACCCUGAGUUUGAUGAGCUCGACGAAGGACUCCUAAGUCCUUGCGAGGAAGAGGACGAAGAAUUAGAAUUACCCCCGCUCCGGAAUGAGACAAGACGUGGCAGUGUCUCGUCGAUCGCAUCGACAGUCUUGCAUGAUACCUCGAUGCGUUUCGAUGGCAUGUCAAGUGACUUCCCGGAGGUUUCUGCGUCACCCGGGGUUGCCAAAUCUCGUGUCCGCGAGGCGGAAUAUAUCGAGGCCAGCCCGCCUAGCUCGCCACCGGCUCCCAAGACAAGCUCAAGAGAGUUACCCGAUUCGCCCCUUGACGAUUCCAGGUUGGAUGAGUAUGACAACUAUGAUGAUUCAAUGCUGCCAAGGACCCCUAUCGAGGGCUCCUUUUCGGAAAGCUUCUUCGACGAUUCAUACUCAGUAUCCGAGGCACCAAGCCCAAUCAUGCGUCGAGAAAGUCUGGGGGCUCAGCACCUUCACCAGCAGAUCAGCCAGAUCAUCGAGCGCAUCCCAAAGAUAAAGCUGACAGAGAAACCCCCCAUCAACCUGAACCCCCCUGAUCUCCAGCUUCCCAAGCUGAGGAAGAAGCCAUCCAAGGAGCCAUUUAACAGGUCGAGGUCGAGCCUCUCGUCGCGAACAGCGGUGUCUCGAAAUGCUACCCCAUCCUUUACACUGUCUCCCGCCAAGAGUACCAGGCCGAGGCAGUCAAGAGGCCAGGAUAUCAAGGUCUAUCAUCUCGCAAGAUCUACUGGAGAAGCUCCCAUAAAGCUUUCCAUUCGGUGCGUUGGUGAAACUGGAGAACGGGUCAUGGUCCGCGUCGGUGGUGGAUGGGCUGACCUGAGCGAGUAUUUGAACCAAUACGCCAGCCACCAUGGCCGCCGCUCUGUUGUAACAGAGAAUACAAAGGUGGAAAUACAAGAUCUUCCCCGGGCGGCGAGCCGUGGACCAGAUAUCGGAUCAAGCCCGCCUUCUCGCUCCGUUUCAGCUCUCGAAGCACCCAUGUCACCGUUGGCUAUACGAAAGACACGUAGAAGCGUGGGGUCGACCACCAGCGAGGCGCCACGACUUCGUCAAUCUACCCCUGGCCUGGUGUCAAGGAGAUUUGACGAAAGUGCUGUCGCUGAUGAUUCAUUCAACCGCUCUAUGAAUAACUCACGCAUGAGCUGGCGCGAGGAAGAUAGCUCGUUCCUGGGACUUGCUGGUCCAAAUGGAAAGAAGGUGGAGAUGAGCGAAGAGAGCAAGGCCUGGGUGGAGAGCGUGAAAGAAAAGGUCCGGCUGGCGAGCGGCGAGAGGAGAGUGUCUGCACAAGACGAUUUUAGUAAAAAUAGAUUCGGCGAGCUGGGUAAAGUCGGUGGUACGAAAAGGAUCUUCCCGAAGAAAUAG
Molecule: messenger RNA, 2529 nt
Organism: Clonostachys solani
Lineage: Eukaryota; Fungi; Ascomycota; Sordariomycetes; Hypocreales; Bionectriaceae
Source: the annotation of a GenBank genome assembly